Molecule: messenger RNA, 1443 nt
Organism: Procambarus clarkii (red swamp crayfish)
Lineage: Eukaryota; Metazoa; Arthropoda; Malacostraca; Decapoda; Cambaridae
Source: RefSeq, a predicted model, not a curated record
AUGACCAGUGGCCACGAGACUCAGGGCCACGAGACCCAGAGCCACGAGAUGACCAGUGGCCACGAGACCCAGGGCCACGAGACCCAGGGCCACGAGAUGACCAGUGGCCACGAGACCCAGGGCCACGAGACCCAGGGCCACGAGACUCAGGGCCACGAGAUGACCAGUGGCCACGAGACUCAGGGCCACGAGAUGACCAGUGGCCACGAGACCCAGAGCCACGAGACCCAGGGCCACGAGACCCAGGGCCACGAGAUGACCAGUGGCCACGAGACCCAGGGCCACGAGACCCAGGGCCACGAGACCCAGGGCCACGAGACUCAGGGCCACGAGAUGACCAGUGGCCACGAGACUCAGGGCCACGAGACUCAGGGCCACGAGAUGACCAGUGGCCACGAGACCCAGGGCCACGAGACCCAGGGCCACGAGAUGACCAGUGGCCACGAGACCCAGGGCCACGAGACCCAGGGCCACGAGACUCAGGGCCACGAGAUGACCAGUGGCCACGAGACUCAGGGCCACGAGAUGACCAGUGGCCACGAGACCCAGGGCCACGAGAAACAGGGCCACGAGACCCAGGGCCACGAGAUGACCAGUGGCCACGAGACCCAGGGCCACGAGACUCAGGGCCACGAGACUCAGGGCCACGAGACCCAGGGCCACGAGACUCAGGGCCACGAGAUGACCAGUGGCCACGAGACCCAGGGCCACGAGAUGACUAGUGGCCACGAGACCCAGGGCCACGAGAUGACCAGUUGCCACGAGACCCAGGGCCACGAGACUCAGAGCCACGAGAUGACCAGUGGCCACGAGACCCAGGGCCACGAGACUCAGGGCCACGAGACUCAGGGCCACGAGACUCAGGGCCACGAGACUCAGGGCCACGAGACUCAGGGCCACGAGACUCAGGGCCACGAGACCCAGGGCCACGAGACCCAGAGCCACGAGAUGACCAGUGGCCACGAGACCCAGGGCCACGAGACUCAGGGCCACGAGACUCAGAGCCACGAGAUGACCAGUGGCCACGAGACUCAGGGCCACGAGACUCAGGGCCACGAGACUCAGGGCCACGAGACUCAGGGCCACGAGACUCAGGGCCACGAGACCCAGGGCCACGAGACCCAGGGCCACGAGACCCAGGGCCACGAGACCCAGGGCCACGAGACUCAGGGCCACGAGACUCAGGGCCACGAGACUCAGGGCCACGAGACUCAGGGCCACGAGACCCAGGGCCACGAGACCCAGGGCCACGAGACCCAGGGCCACGAGAUGACCAGUGGCCACGAGAUGACCAGUGGCCACGAGACCCAGGGCCACGAGACUCAGGGCCACGAGACUCAGGGCCACGAGACUCAGGGCCACGAGACUCGAGGCCACGAGACUCGAGGCCACGAGACUCAGGGCCACGAGAUGACCAGAAUGUCAUUACUGAAAUUUAAAUAA